CGCCGCUUCUCCUGAGGGGGUAAAUAACGGGCAGCUCGUCCAGCGGACUCUGGUCCCAGUGCGCACCGUGCCAGCUGAGGGACAAAGAGCUGCACUAUUGAGACUUUGCCCGGCUUCCGUAGACUCUGCCCGGAAUCCUGAUUAGGAGGAUUAGACAAGUAGCAGCAGGCGGGAUGCGCUCCGGGCUGCCUCCCGUAUAGAGCCCGUUUCCAGUCAGUGAGCGGAGCUGUGACCGUGAUGGCGGGGCCGGUGAUGGGGAAGUUCUUCUUCUUACAGAAGGAAAUAAAAGGCAACACAAGAGAGGUAUUUGAAGAUUUACUGGAAGAGCGGCGCAUGUCAAGUGAUGUCCGAUCUGCCCUAAAGAGUUUUACACCAGUUAUUUAUAAGAAUCUUACUCCAUGCACACCAAGUGCCCUUAAAGCCGCUGUUCUGAAUUCUGACAACCUGCAGCACGUCAUAAGACAGAUAAGUGUGGAGUCUGGUGAACCAUUUGAUGUCCUUCAAAAACAAGCUGCUCAGAUACUUGAUGAAAUGGGUCAUAACUUAAAGCUGGGAGCCAUUAGGCUAUUUGCCCUCAGCUUGAGUAAAAUCUUCAAAAAUCUUUACCAGAAAGUGUUUGUCAACCCAGAAGGCAUACAGCAAUUGGCAAAAGCUAUUCAAGAGCAUCCAGUUGUGUUGCUACCAAGUCAUCGGAGCUAUAUUGAUUUCUUGUUAAUAUCAUACAUUAUGUUUACUUAUGACUUGGCCAUUCCAGUGAUUGCUGCGGGUGAAGACCUUGGUCGUAUGAAAUUUGUUGGACCAUUUCUCCGCAUGUCUGGAGCCUUCUUCAUAAAACGCACAUUCCAUGGGGAGAAACUUUACUGGGCCGUAUUUUCAGAGUAUGUGAAGACAAUGCUUCGGAAUGGAUAUGCGCCACUAGAGUUUUUCAUUGAAGGUCAGAGGAGCAGAACAGGCAAGACGAUACACCCAAGGCUUGGCCUUUUGAAUGUUGUAACUGAACCAUUCUUCAGAGGAGAAGUGUAUGACGCUUAUGUGGUUCCUAUCAGCAUCAGCUAUGAGAAAAUCUUAGAAGAGACCUUUCAUGUGCAAGAGCUUCUUGGAGCACAGAAAUCCAAGGAAUCUACAUCAGGUCUGAUUAAAGCCAGGAAAAUACUCAGAGAUAAUUUUGGAAACAUUCAUAUUUACAUUGGACAACCAAUAUCCCUGCGAUCAAUGGCUUCUGGAAAAGUAAAUCGUUUACAGUAUAAUCUAACACAUAGGCAUAACCUUCAGCGCCCAUCAGAGGAUAUUCAGAAGUUUAUUUCUGAUUUGGCAUACAGAAUAGAACUUCACCAAAUUGCCAACACUGUGCUAAGCCCUGGAGAUUUGGUAGCAGUGAUUUUGCUUAUGAAUCUGCCAGUAUUGAGUCAUAAUCUAUUAGUUGAGGAAAUAUUAUGGCUCAAGAAGUUAACAGAGGACUUUGGUGGAUGCCUAGAUUGGCCAGAUAAUAAAACCAUCAAUGAAGUUGUUCAAUCCAGUGUAUCCCUACAUUCAAAUUUUAUGGCUAUUGUGGACAGUCAUAUUGUUUUGCUUGAGCAUGAUGUGACAGAUGUGUUGACUGAAGAGAUGGUCGCCAAACAGACUGUCACUUUUUUGACUUGCGCCUCUUACAGAAACAAAAUGGUUAAUGUUUUCAUACGCCCUGCGCUUGUAGUGCUCGCAUGUAAAACUGCACAGAGUUUACAAAAAGAUGAUAUAUAUAGAUCAUUUUGCUUCUUGAGGAAUCUUUUUUCCAAAGAAUUUAUCCUUUUUCCUGACCAUGAAGGACAGGAUUUUGAGGAGGGUUGUCUCCUGCUGGCCAAGUUCAACAUUAUCAAUAGGACACCAUGUGAAUUUAUUUUAAACGAGAAUGACAUUGUGGCUCAGUUUUUAUACAGAAUGUUAUAUUCAUUACUUGAAGGAUACCAGAUGGCAUGCUUAUAUAUAAAAGAAAAUAUAGCCGAGCACUUUACAGAUAAACAGUAUAUCGCUGGAGUGAGAAGUUAUGUUUUUAGACAAAUUUUAACAGGACUUACCAAAUGCUAUGAUGCCUUAUCUUCUGAUUUGCUAAAAAAUACUCUGGCAUCCUUUGUCCAGCUUGGGAUCAUUACAGCUACAAAAACAUCCAGCGGAACAUAUUUUUCACCUGAUGCUAAAGGAGUAAUACAAGCAACAGCAACACUUGUCCUCAGGUGGGGCUGAGCUGUGAUGAAGAAAUUCUAGGCCAAAAAUAGAAGGGGGCUUGGCUUUGCAGAGAGCGUGGCUUUUGUAAGGGGGCGUGACAUGCAACUCUGAAACAACACUUUCACCCGGAGAUGUGGAGCUUAUGGAGUAAGGUGGGGCUACGCUGUUACGAAGAGAUUAUGAUUGAAUGACCUGUGAUGUAGGUGUAUUGGGUGAAAAUUAUGUUUUUGCUCCUUGAGCUGAAACAAAAAAGCUGAAAUUAGAAUGGGCAUAAUGGGCAUGGCUUGUUGGAGGGGCAAGGCUUGCAAACUUGACCAACACAUCCACCAGGAGAUGCGGAGCUUGUGGAGUACGGUACCGGAAGUCCCAUAGACAUAAACCCUGGCCUUCACAAAUCAGGGAUGGGUUAAUUUAACUUUUCUAUAUUUUUAGUUAAAAUAUAAAUCACAUGUGUACCGAGUUUCAUUGAAAUAUCUCCAGCCAUUUGAAAGUGAUGCUGGAUACAGUAUCUCAUGAGUACACCCCUCACCCCUAAGGGAAGUGUCCAAAUUGAACCCAAUUAGCCAUUUUCCCUCUCCGGUGUCAUGUGCCUUGUUAGUAUUACAAGGUCUCAGGUGAAUGGGGAGCAGAUGUCUUAAAUUUGAUGUUAUCGCUCUCACUCUCUAAUAAUGAUCUCUUGAAGUUCAGCAUGGCACGUCAUGGCAGAAAAAAUAAUGCUCUACAUAAAGAUGGGCUAGGCUGUAAGAAGAUUGCCAAGAACCAGAAGCUGAGCUACAGCAUGGUGAGCAAGAGUAUUCAGCUGUUUCACAGUAUAGAUUUCACUCAGAACAGGCCUCACCAUGGUCAACCAAGGAAGUUGAAUGCACAUGUUCAGCGACAUUUCCAAAGGUUUUCUUUGGGAAAUAGAUGUAUGAGUGCUGCCGGCACUGCGGCAGAGGUUGAAAAGGCGGGAGGUCAGCCUGUCAUGGCUGGCAUCCCAGAAGGAAGCUUCUUCUAAAGCACAAGAAAGCCAGCAAACUGUUUGCUGAAGACAAGCAGACUAAGGACAUAAUUACUAGAAUAAGACGAAGAUAAACUUAUUCGGUUCAUAUAGUGUCAAGUGUGUGUGGCGGCAACCAGCUGAGAAGUACAAAGACAAGUGUGUCUUGUCUACAGUUAGCUAGUGGUUCUACUGUCAUGUCCUUGGCCUGCAUAAGUGCUGCUAGCACUGGGGAGCUACAGUUCAUUGAGGAAACCGUGAAUGCCAACAUGUACUGUAACAUACUAAAACGGAGCAUGAUCCCUUCUCUUCAGAGACUGGGCCGCAGGGCACUGUUCCAACUUAACAAACCCAAACACACAACCAAGACCACCACUUCCUUACUAAAGAAGCUUAAGGUAAAUGUAAUAGACCAGUCAAUCAUGUCUCCAGACUUAAACCCUAAUGAGCAUUUGUGUGGCAUCUUCAAAUGGUAGAAGGGGGAGCGCAAGGUAUCUAAUAUCCAUGAACCCUGUGAUGUUGUCAUGGAGGAGUGAAAGAGGACUCCAGUGACAAACUUUGCAGCUUGGUAAACUCCAUGCCCAAGAUACUUAAAGGGGUACUCUGCCCCUAGACAUCUUAUCCCCUAUCCAAGGAUAGGGGAUAAGAUGUCUGAUCGUAGGUGUCUCGCUGCUGGGGAUCCCCACGAUCUCUCCUGCAGCCCCCCAAGUCAUCAGCUCAUCAUGGCUCCACCCCCUCAUGAUAUCACGCCCCACCCCCUUAAUGCAAGUCUAUGGGAGGGGGCGUAACUUACCAUGUCACGUAACUUACCAUGUCAGCUCCGGAGAGCUGAUGCCUCUGGGUGCUGCAGGAGAGAUUGCGGGGGUUCCCAGAGGCGGGACCCCCGCGAUCAGACAUCUUAUCCCCUAUCCUUGGAUAAGGGAUAAGAUGUCUAGGGGCAGAGUACCCCUUUUAACCCCUUAAGGACUCAGGGUUUUUCCGUUUUUGCACUUUCGUUUUUUCCUCCUUACCUUUUAAAAAUCAUAACCCUUUCAAUUUUCCACCUAAAAAUCCAUAUUAUGGCUUAUUUUUUGCGUCGCCAAUUCUACUUUGCAGUGACAUUAGUCAUUUUACCCAAAAAUGCACGGCGAAACGGGAAAAAAAAUCAUUGUGCGACAAAAUCGAAAAAAAAACGCCAUUUUGUAACUUUUGGGGGCUUUCGUUUCUACGCAGGGCAUAUUUCGGUAAAAAUUACACCUUAUCAUUAUUCUGUAGGUCCAUACGGUUAAAAUGAUACCCUACUUAUAUAGGUUUGAUUUUGUCGCACUUCUGGAAAAAAUCAUAACUACAUGCAUUAAAAUUUAUACGUUUAAAAAUGUCAUCUUCUGACCCCUAUAACUUUUUUAUUUUUCCGUGUAUGGGGCGGUAUGAGGACUCAUUUUUUGCGCCGUGAUCUGAAGUUUUUAUCGGUAUGAUUUUUGUUUUGAUCAGACUUUUUGAUCACUUUUUAUUCAUUUUUUAAUGGUAUAAAAAGUGACCAAAAUACGCUUUUUUGGACUUUGGAAUUUUUUUGCGCGUACGCCAUUGACCGUACGGCUUAAUUAAUGAUAUAUUUUUAUAGUUCGGACAUUUACGCACGCGGCGAUACCACAUAUGUUUAUUUUUUAUUUUUUUUACACUGUUUUAUUUUUUUUAUGGGAAAAGGGGGGUGAUUCA
Hyla sarda is the source of this 4876-nucleotide messenger RNA. RefSeq names its product dihydroxyacetone phosphate acyltransferase-like. Gene Ontology annotation, cellular component: peroxisomal membrane; mitochondrial membrane. Bases 238 to 2220 code for a protein of 660 amino acids. The transcript has 16 exons. Gene Ontology annotation, biological process: ether lipid biosynthetic process. Gene Ontology annotation, molecular function: glycerone-phosphate O-acyltransferase activity. Lineage: Eukaryota; Metazoa; Chordata; Amphibia; Anura; Hylidae. The record is from RefSeq and is a predicted model, not a curated record.